AUGGAUGCAGUGGAGCAAGGUGUACGCGUAGUAGAAUCUGAUGCCAAGGGAACCACGGUUGGUUUGGGAGGCACACCAGAUAGAGAAGGCAAGGUGACUCUUGAUGCCUGCAUUAUGGAUCAUCGCAACAAGUGUGGGGCUGUAUCUUUCCUACAAGACAUCGAACAUCCCAUAAGCGUAGCUCGCAGAGUGAUGGAAGAGACGCCGCAUGUGAUGCUUAGUGGAGCAGGGGCCUAUCAAUUUGCUCGUGAACAAGGUUUUCCACAUAAAAAAUUGCUUACAGAACAAGGGGAGAAAGCGUGGCGCGCAUGGCUCGUCGAGUCGAAAUAUGAGCCGAAGGUAAACAUCGAAAACCACGAUACGAUUUCGGCCCUUGCACUUGAUGCCAAUGGUCAUCUUGCUGGGGCGUGCACCACCAGCGGCAUGGCCUACAAACUACAUGGUCGAGUGGGAGAUUCUCCAAUCAUUGGAGCGGGUCUUUUUGUCGAUGGUGAAAUAGGGGCUGCCUGUGCUACCGGUGUAGGGGAAGCAAUUAUUCGAAUUGCAGGCAGUGCGCUCGUCGUGGAAUUAAUGCGACACGGCCGCAGCCCACAAGAGGCAUGCGAGGAAGCUGUGGAACGUAUUAUCGAGAAACACGAUUCCGUAGAAGAUCUUCAGGUUGGAUUUAUUGCACUGAGUAAAGCUGGAGUGAUGGGUGCCGCAAGUAUGUAUCCUGGAUUUACGGUGGCUGUGAAAACCACGGAUCUCGAUGUUCUGGAGGAAGCGAAAUAUCUGACAGACUAA
This is a messenger RNA of Nerophis lumbriciformis (worm pipefish), 783 nucleotides long. Lineage: Eukaryota; Metazoa; Chordata; Actinopteri; Syngnathiformes; Syngnathidae. The record is from RefSeq and is a predicted model, not a curated record.